Molecule: messenger RNA, 3288 nt
Organism: Owenia fusiformis
Lineage: Eukaryota; Metazoa; Annelida; Polychaeta; Sabellida; Oweniidae
Source: the annotation of a GenBank genome assembly
UCAGAUAUAAAAAUUCAAGAAAGAGCUUUUGGAAUUUGACCAUAAAAAACAACACAGUAAUCAAUGCCCAGGCACAGGUGCUAUGUAGAAGUACAUGAAUCAAGACUCCUGUGGCUCUAGAAUUUUUCUAAACUCUAUAAUUUUUCUAAACAAAAGCAAUUAUGCAAAAUCGCUUAACCAAUCUUGCAUCUAACCAAAUAUAUAGAAUUUAUGAAUUAUGUGAAAGGAAAUAUACAUUGGUUCUAUUCACCUGUAUAUAGAUAUGUAUAGCAUAUUUGUAAUAAUAUUCUUCAUCAAUAUUUGUUAGAAUAGAAUAAAUGAAACAUAUGCUCAAAACUGUGAACAUUCUGUUGAUUUACCUAAUUAUCUGUAAAGAUUAAAAUAUUUCAAAGCACCUUAGAAAACAUUCAGAUUAAAAUUUUCCAUUUGUUUGGCUUAACAUGGGGAUUAAAUAUUAUUUAAUUCAAUAUAUUCAUAUAUAUGAUACCGAUCUCUUUAAACAUAGAGCAACAUUUCCUCAGUUUGGGUAACAGUUUAAAAUUAGCUUAUUAGUACAUGUAUAUGAUAAAAUUUUUAAUAGCAAGGCACUACUUGGAAUUCUGAUACCAUACUGUUCACAUCUAUCUACAAAGAUGAAAUUAUUCAAAAAAUUAAAAGUGAAUUCUGCAUUGCACAUCAAGAUCUUCAAGGACCAUAUGGCGCUCAAGGCAGAGUUAGAAGAUGCUAACAAUAAGGCAGAACAAGCUACAGACUCUAGGGAACUUUCAAAGGCACUCUCUGUGAUUCCAAGAAUGGCCUCUCAAUGGGAACUAUCCAGUGAUCAGAAAUAUGGCGAUUCCAUAUAUGAUCAACAAAGCUAUGGAAGUUACUAUAGUGACAGUUCUUCAAUGCCGACAUUGGAUGCAGCAAGUGUGACAGGGAAUAGCCAAUCAAGUUGCAGCUUUUCAUCAUCUGACCUCAGUCGAACUCUCCAAAGUGGAAGUAAAAAUCUGGAUUACAAACUCCGUGAAAAUGUAAAAACUUUGAAAGUUACAAAUGCAUCCCAUAAUACUGUUGAUAUAAGCAGACGGAAUACACCUACUAGAGCCAUCUAUAACGACAUGAAUCAAACAAACAUGUCUGGCGAUGUGCAAUGCUGUGUUAUGCCUCUCAAACUCCGUAAAUCUUUAAAGACCACCAAUAACACCAAUAAACUGUCCAAUAGACCAAUGAAAGGAGGCAGCGAACCCGAGCUCAAUAAGAUCCACACGCUUAAGGAUGAAUUUGGGCAGUUCCGAUCUGAACAAAAUAUCCACAAAAUGAGCUCUAAAAUUAGAUCCAAACUCAAGAAGAAACGCCUUGGUUCCAUAAAAGAAUCUGACAAUGACAUUCCAAAUUGUUGCGAUCUUGAAAAGAAGUUCCCCAGUCCCAGAAUCCCUACUCUGGAGCAGACAAUUCAACAUGGCUGCCUUCCAAACAUCAAGCGCAGAAAAUCUUGUUCACAGUCACGGAAAUCAAAGAUGCCAAUCAAGUCUCAAACUAACACAUCUAAGAUGGUGCCUCCUCCUUUCGCAACCCUUGACACAAGAGGGCCUAAAGCAACCAAAAAAGUGUCGCAAUCUAGUUCCAGUCACUCAUCAACUGACUAUGUAUUACCCCGUACCUCAACCAAAAAGCACCUGACCUCAGACCUACCUCGUACCUCCACAAAAGUGAAAUUGAUAUACAAAACUGAAAGUGACAUCGAAAAGAACACAGAUGCAACACCUGUUAGGCAAAAAUCAGAAAAAUCUCAUCUGCAAACUGCCGACACACAAUCAACAUCAACGCCACGAUCUAUGUUGUUUAAAUGCUGUAAAUGCUUAUCAACCACAGCUUGUGAACUUCGUCGUACUUACGAGCGGCGACAGAGCAUAGGAAAGACAUCCACUACGCACACAUGUGAAUCCUCAAGCUCGGACAGUGUAUCAGUGUGGACAAUCUAUGAAUUAGAAGUCAAUGAUUUUAAUGAUGUGUUCAAGGAGCCCUCAAAUUCAGUUGAGAUUCAAAGACCCCUCGGCAGCAAAGAUGAAAGUAACUCAAACAUCAGAGAACUGUCUAGUAUUUCCAAGUAUCACAAUCACAAUGAGUGUGCUGAUCAUGCAGUACAUAACACUUUGGAAGAACGGGGGUCAAUAUUCCAACAAAAGAGACCCCUUAGUCCCACCACCAGUCAUAUCAGCUGUAAACCAGACUUUAGCAAGAGGUAUUUUCCAUCAGACAGUGAUCUUUCAUCGUUAAAUUCAGACAUUAGCCCCGUGUCUAUAUCUUCCUAUACCAGUAGCCAGUGUGACGUCUGCUCCAAACAACCAUGUUCCCAUAAUGCAUUUCCCCAACACUUGGGAUAUGCAGUCCGUAAGAUCGCCAACUCUCAUCAACCAAUUGAAGACAUCGAUUGCUCAAUGAAUGCGACAUGCGCAUCAAUCCCUGACAUGGGAGAAGUUGGCACGCCAUCUAUUUACCAUGACACGCAAGAUUAUAACCAUGACACACCAGAUGACCUUUCUGGAACAUGGAACAGUGAGAGUGACGAUAGUUCUAUGUAUGAAUCUGACACUGACUGAAACGACUCCACUGGGGAUGUAUGUUCCCCUCUAUAUGAUGCCAACAUUGAGCAAUAUGAGUGUAACCAAAUAAAUAUUUAUCAGAGUCAGGCGCCAAAUGUCUGAGAUGCUGUAAACGUAACUAAAAACAAAUAUUUUCAUUUAUAGAAAAAUUUGUUUAAGUGAACACCUCUUUCUUGUGAACACCUGUAUCUAGUAGACAUCUUUUCUCUGCACAUACUUAGCAGGCCUGAACCCCCUGGCCAAACAUUCUUUCAAAAUCAUGCAGUUUUUCAUCAUUUGGACCAAAUUUUAAGUGAUUUUGGCCAUUUUUGGACCAAAAUUGUCAAAAGUGAACCCCCCUUGGCAAAUCCUGGCUACGGGCCUGCUAAGUCUAGCUCCAAACUCUUUGCCAACAAGUGUGUGAAGUGUGUAAUCAAGUUGAGAGGGGGGGGGGUCACAGAGGCUUGUAGCUAGACUACACAUACUCUACUGACUUCUACAUAAAUUAUCCUAUCUGUAUUGAACACCUCCCAUUACUGAAAAGUUUUUUAUUGGCAAAAAUGUUCAAUACACACAGGUCUUACUGUAUAUAAUGUAAAAACUGCAUAGUUUAAUAAUAUUAGGUAAAUACUGUUUAUAAUGUUAUAAUAAAAUGUAAAUACUACAUAUAAUAUAAAUAACACAUAUUGACAAAGAAAUAAACGUAACAAAGUCUAUAUAAUUU